Jatropha curcas is the source of this 3538-nucleotide messenger RNA. Its product is annotated as kinase with adenine nucleotide alpha hydrolases-like domain-containing protein. Gene Ontology annotation, molecular function: ATP binding; protein kinase activity. The record is from RefSeq and is a predicted model, not a curated record. Gene Ontology annotation, biological process: protein phosphorylation. Lineage: Eukaryota; Viridiplantae; Streptophyta; Magnoliopsida; Malpighiales; Euphorbiaceae.
UUUUAAAAUCUCGAUUGAAAAGCAGAUAGAGUGAAACACAGAAAGAGAGAGAGAAUGAGAUGGAGAUGGAGAUAGAGAGAGAUAAUAUACUAUAAGAGGAGAGGAGUUUCAAGUUUUUACUCAUCUCCAGAAAUUGAAGAGAAAAUUGAUUUGAUUGUUUCUUGUAAGUAAACCCUAAAGAUAUUUUCCUCUUCGUUUUGUUUUCGCGCGCUCUGACUCUCUGCGCGACUGCUUUGCUGUUUUGGUUGAAACUUCGGAGGACAGUGUGACUUGUCUUUUGAGUGCUUGUUAGAGUUCAAAUUUGGGGUUUAAAAGUGAAGAUUCCAUAGUCAAAUCGAUCAGUGAAAAAGCUUGAAUAUCUGCUCUAUUUUGUGCAUGAUUUUGUUGGUCCUAUUGGAUGCAAAAACAAGAGAAUCUGCAAUCUGCAUUGCUUAUCUGGGAUCCAGCAAUUACUCCUUAUUUUUCACCUCUUGGAGCUGUUUCUUUUACUACUUUGACUUACUGAUUGAAGGCUCAAAAAGCAAUUCUAGUCUGUGACAGAUAAUAAGGUCUAGUUUUGGUGCUGUGUCUUUUUCCAUUUUUCCAAAACAGUGUUGGUGAUUCUCUCUGUGAAGUUUUGUAGAAGAGCAACUGAGUUUUUGUCAAAUUUGUGCCAGUGGAAUCAACUUCUUGCUUUUUGAGCCAAAAGGAUAACUAGAUCCUCAAGAUUUCUGGGUACUAUAUGGGGAUCAAGUAGGAAAGGAAAGGAAAGACAACUUGUGUACUAGGUUUGUUUUUUGUGAGUGAUAGUUGUGGAAUUUAAGUGAAAAUGGUGAAAAUGGUCUUUUCAACGAAGGUGUGUCUGCUUCUGUUAUGACUGUAAGGGUAUGGUUUACUUGUCGGUGGUACAUGCGUUUCAAUCCAACAUGGUGGGGGCAAAGCAAUAAUGCAUAAAAUGUUUUUGUGUCUUACGGCUUCUGUAUGACUGUAUGGGAUUGAUGAAUAUCGGCAAUUUGAUAUAUUAAAGGAACUAGGAGAGGUUUUUUAUACAUUUUGCGGUUGUAGUGAUGAGUAGAGAGCAAAGGAGAGGAAAACAAGAGAAAGGCGGCUCCGAUGUCGCCGAGAAGGUCGUAGUUGCAGUUAAGGCAUCCAAGGAGAUUCCUAAGAUUGCCUUGGUGUGGGCUUUGACUCAUGUUGUGCAAGCUGGGGACUGCAUUACUCUGCUUGUUGUUGUACCUUCACAGAGUUCAGGUAGAAAGUUAUGGGGUUUCCCGAGAUUUGCUGGGGACUGUGCCAGUGGUCACCGGAAGUCUCAUUCAGGAGCAACCUCAGAGCAGAAGUGUGAUAUUACAGAUUCUUGCUCCCAGAUGAUCCUUCAGCUUCAUGAUGUUUAUGAUCCAAACAAGAUCAAUGUGAAGAUAAAAAUUGUUUCUGGAUCACCUUGUGGUUCUGUGGCUGCAGAAGCCAAGAGAUCACAAGCCAAUUGGGUUGUAUUAGACAAACAGCUGAAGCAUGAGGAAAAAUGCUGCAUGGAAGAACUACAAUGCAACAUAGUUGUUAUGAAACGUUCCCAGCCAAAGGUUCUUCGCUUGAAUUUGGUUGGAUCACCUAAAAAAGCUGAAAGUGCAGGUCCAUUACCUUCUGAACUAGAUGAAGCUUCUGAUAAACAUACAAAAAAUAAACAUGAUUGUUCAGAUUCCAUUAGAGGACCAGUUGUGACUCCAACAAGUAGUCCAGAGCUAGGGACACCAUUUACUGCUACUGAAGCUGGAACAUCUUCAGUGUCAAGUGAUCCUGGAACCUCGCCAUUUUUUAUCUCAGAAAUGAAUGGAGACCUGAAGAAAGAGGAAUCAUUAAUCAUGAAGAAAAAUAGGGAUGUUGAUGAAUCUAGUUCAGACACAGACAGUGAACAUUUGUCUUCAGCUUCCGCAAGUUUGAGGUUUGAACCAUGGAUAGGAGAAUUCAUUAGUUCUCAAAUUCAAUCCUCACGACACAUGGAAGAUGGAUCACAGAGAAGUGCCAGUAUGGCUCCAGUGUCAACAACUAAAGCUUUGCUAGAGAAGUUUUCAAAACUUGACAGAAAAACUGGGAAUGGAUUGUCUAACUUUAGGACUGAUUUAGAUUUAAGUGGAAAUGUGAGAGAAGCAAUAUCAUUAUCUAGAAAUGCACCUCCUGGCCCCCCUCCUCUGUGUUCAAUAUGUCAACACAAGGCACCAGUGUUUGGAAAACCUCCGAGGUGGUUCAGCUAUGCUGAGUUGGAGCUUGCAACUGGUGGAUUUUCACAAGCAAAUUUCUUGGCAGAGGGUGGGUUUGGAUCUGUUCACAGAGGUGUGUUGCCAGAUGGCCAGGCAGUUGCUGUCAAGCAACACAAAUUGGCUAGUUCACAGGGGGAUCUUGAAUUUUGCUCAGAGGUUGAAGUCCUAAGCUGUGCUCAGCAUCGGAAUGUUGUUAUGCUGAUUGGAUACUGUAUUGAGGACAAAAGGAGGUUGUUGGUUUAUGAAUACAUAUGCAAUGGGUCACUCGAUUCUCAUCUAUAUGGGCGUCAUCAGGAGCCUCUAGAAUGGUCUGCACGCCAGAAGAUUGCUGUGGGAGCUGCUCGAGGCUUACGCUAUCUUCAUGAAGAAUGCCGAGUAGGUUGCAUUGUCCAUCGUGACAUGAGGCCAAACAACAUCCUCAUCACCCAUGAUUUUGAACCACUGGUUGGGGAUUUUGGCCUGGCAAGAUGGCAGCCUGAUGGAGAUACUGGUGUUGAAACAAGAGUGAUUGGAACAUUUGGGUAUUUGGCUCCAGAAUAUGCCCAAAGUGGGCAGAUAACAGAAAAGGCUGAUGUUUAUUCCUUUGGGGUUGUAUUGGUUGAGCUUGUUACAGGACGGAAAGCAGUGGAUCUUAAUCGGCCCAAGGGCCAGCAGUGUCUCACAGAAUGGGCACGCCCUCUGUUGGAGGAAUAUGCCAUAGAUGAACUGAUUGACCCACGGCUAGGAAAUCGCUUUACAGAACAGGAGGUUUACUGCAUGCUUCAUGCAGCAUCAUUAUGUAUAAGGCGGGAUCCUCACUCUAGGCCUCGCAUGUCACAGGUUCUCCGCAUACUAGAAGGUGACAUGCUCAUGGAUGCAAACUACACAUCCACACCUGGUUAUGAUGUGGGAAACCGUAGCGGACGGAUUUGGGCAGAGCAGCAGCAGCAGCACCAACAUUACAGUGGUCCGCUGUCAAAUGAGGCACCAGAAGGGUUCAGUAAGCUGUCUCUGGAGACCCUAAGGCCUGCAUUCUGGGAAAGGGACAAGGCCCGGAGGAUUUCAUGUGAAGAUGAUGAACUGUAAAGCGUUUUGAAAUACAAACUGUAUGCUAUAUAUGUCCCUGGCCCCUUUUUGUGAUUUGCAUUUGGUUUUUGCCUUAAUAUUUUGGUCCAAUGCCAUCUAGAUUUUGCUUUGUAUAGUGGAAGGGAAGUAGGGGGUAGUAGUGUUGUGUAAUUCUUUGGUAAAUGAUAGAAACUCAUAUUAAUUAUCAAUAUGCAAUUUUCCUUUAAAUCAAUGAAGCAGCUUUCGAGGAAUUUAAUGCU